Molecule: messenger RNA, 804 nt
Organism: Pezoporus flaviventris
Lineage: Eukaryota; Metazoa; Chordata; Aves; Psittaciformes; Psittacidae
Gene: CENPK
Product: centromere protein K
Exons: 9
Biological process (GO): mitotic sister chromatid segregation; kinetochore assembly
Cellular component (GO): nucleus
Source: RefSeq, a predicted model, not a curated record
GCCGAAAAUUUACAAGAAAUCCCUGAUGACUCAGUUUGUUAUGCAGAUGCCAAGGAAGAAAUCUUGGAGGAAUGUGAGAGUAUUUGGAAGCAGAUGGAAGAGUGUCAGAGCAAGCUAAAGUUUCUAGAAACAGCAACACUGCCAAAAUCAAAUGCCAAGUUUUCCUUGUCUGUCAUGCACAUGAAAGCUUUGACAGCAGAAUAUAAUCAGUGGCAAAAAAGGAGUCCUGAAAUGAUUUCUACCAAUCCAGAUAUACUGUUGUCAUUAGGAAAAAAAGAGUUGGAGAAAGUAAAAGAUGAUCUUGAAAAUGUGCUGUCAACAGUUCAGGUAAAGAAUAAAAGCCUGGAAGAAGACCUGAAAAGAGAACAGCAGUGGUACGAAGAACAGAAGCAGUUAGUAGAUUCUCUUAGUAGAACUCGAGAAGAGACAAAAAGACAAGUUGAACAAGUUUCCAAGAAAAGAGCAUUUCAUGAACAGAGAAAGAAAAUCUUGGAACUAAAGGUAUAUAAGAAAAAACUACUGACUGCUCUGGAGGAAUUCCUGGAAGAACAUUUUCCUCCUCCAGAGAAAGGUGGAAGUGCUGGAAAGAAGAACUCUCAAGAAGAGCCAGUUGUAGAACUGAAACCGCUGCAAGAUAUAUUAGAGAUUCUUGUAGACAAAUUACUGAGCACACCGCAUGAACCCUAUGUAACAAUCGAUGACUCAUUUUGGCCACCUUAUCUUGAGUUGCUGCUGCGACAUGGAAUUGUUCAGAGACAUCCAGAAAAUCCAGGCAGAAUGCGUCUAGAAGCCUUUCAUGAGUAG